Molecule: messenger RNA, 1108 nt
Organism: Solanum verrucosum
Lineage: Eukaryota; Viridiplantae; Streptophyta; Magnoliopsida; Solanales; Solanaceae
Product: thermospermine synthase ACAULIS5-like
Exons: 10
Coding region: 55-1050 (331 amino acids)
Biological process (GO): polyamine biosynthetic process
Molecular function (GO): thermospermine synthase activity
Source: RefSeq, a predicted model, not a curated record
CUUUAUUAUCUCUUCUAUCCUUUGUCCAAUUAGUGUGUUUGAGAAAAAAGAAAAAUGGGUGAAAUAUCAGCAGCAUUAUCUAAUGUGUUGAAUAAUGAAAAUGGACAUGUAGUGGGAGGUCCAAGAAAGAGUUGUUGGUAUGAAGAAGAAAUUGACAAUGACUUGAGAUGGUGUUUUGCUCUCAAUAGCAUUUUGCACACUGGUGCUACUCAAUAUCAAGAUAUUCAACUCUUGGACACAAAGCCCUUUGGAAAGGCUUUAGUGAUCGACGGAAAGCUUCAAAGUGCAGAGAUAGAUGAAUUCAUCUAUCAUGAAUGUCUUGUCCAUCCACCUCUCCUUUAUCAUUCCAAUCCUAGAAGCAUAUUCAUUAUGGGAGGAGGUGAAGGUUCUACAGCCAGAGAAUUAUUAAGGCACAAAACAGUCGAUAAAGUUGUAAUGUGUGACAUUGAUGAAGAGGUGGUGGAAUUUUGCAAGUCAUACUUGGAGGUUAACAAAGAAGCAUUUUCUGAUCCUAGACUUGACCUUAUUAUUAAUGAUGCCAGGGCUGAGCUGGAGAGGAGGGAGGAACAUUAUGAUAUAAUUGUAGGGGAUUUAGCUGACCCUAUAGAAGGAGGACCAUGUUACCAACUUUAUACAAAAUCCUUUUAUGAAUUUAUUGUUAAACCUAGACUUAAUCAAGGUGGCAUCUUUGUUACUCAGGCAGGACCAGCAGGAAUUUUCAGCCACACAGAAGUUUUUUCCUGCAUUUUCAAUACUCUGAAACAAGUUUUCAAAUAUGUUGUGCCUUAUUCAGCUCAUAUUCCAUCUUAUGCUGACACUUGGGGAUGGGUCAUGGCAUCCGAUACUCCAUUUGUUGUAAGUGUGGAUGAAUUGGACCAAAGAAUCAAGCAGAGGAUCAAUGGAGAAAAUAGAUAUCUUGAUGGCAAAACAUUCACUUCAGCCUCUACAUUAAGCAAAGCUGUUAGAAAUUCAUUGAACAAUGAGACUCAUGUUUACUCAGAAGGAAAUGCAAGAUUCAUUUAUGGACAUGGAAGACACAAUCAAGCAUGACAUAAUGGAACAAAAAUUGAAAGGGGAGCUACAUGAUUAUUGUAGCACAUUAACAAAA